AUGCGGCCAAGCCAACGCUUAUUACUGAUGCUGCUCCUCACAUCUAUGCCCAUCAAGAGUAUGCAGGUACUUUGUAGAAUUGUCGGCGAGCUUAACGCUGCUCUGAGCACGCAAACCAACAUUUUCUUCAUACCUGACAAAAAGACUAAUAUCCUCGACUCGCUCAACACGGACCCCGUACCCCGUGUCCUGUUCUCUCCAAGCGUCGCCAAAUCAACUAUACGCCUGCCACUGUACGAGAGGGUCCUCAUAAUAAUGCACAUGGAUGGCAUUUGCCUGCGCUUCAUCAAGAGGUUGCACAUCGACUUUCAGUUCAGCGAUUUACUCGUAAUCACAACCAAGUCCACCAAACACGACAUGCUGGUUCGUUACAGCGAGCAACUCUUCGAACUGGGCUACCUCAAUGUUUUGCACUAUAACAUGCCCAACGACGAGUUUUAUGCGGCGCAGUACUUUCCCCGAAUAACACUUGCAGCUACUACCAUAAACCAAUACUUGGGGCUUCGUGAUCGGUGGACUCGCAACAUGCAAGGCCAUGAAGUGCGUGUGCUGACUUAUCACAAUCCCCCACGAUCUCUGUACAAUCCAGAGCGCGGCUUCCACGGUGGUUAUGUGGUGGGUGUGCUGCGUGAAUUCCUACAUCAUCGGAAUGCCCGUUUCAAACCAGUAUACGGCUCCAACCCUAUGACCUAUUCGCCAAACGAUUGCAUCGACGCAAUACACAGCAAUGCGGCGGACACUUGUGCGGAUAUGUUGCCCAAGAAUGCCAAGAACGAAAUCGUAGGGAUGAUUCAUCUAGGUAGUGGCAAGAUACUGGUCAGCAAUGCUCGCGCCUUGCCCAAAAUCUAUUAUAUCCUUGCGCCCUUUUGCCCCCAACUCUGGAUGAUUCUCGUGGCCUACAUUUUUCUGCUCAGUGGCUAUUGCAGCCUUAUCUGCUGGCGUCAGCAGCGCCGCUGGCGUUUUAACAAAUUUGUCCUGCAGCUCAUCUCCAGUCUGCUAAACACGCACUACUCGCUUCACGAUUUGCGUGGUCCUGUGCGACGGGUACUCUUCAUUUUCACAUUUGUCCCAGGUUUUGUCCUCGCGACUCUAUAUUUGGCGUUGCUGAAGAGUCGACUGGCCACUGGGCUCUAUGAGCCACCCAUUAAUAGCUUCGAAGCACUAGUCAAAUCUAACACAACCAUUCUGUUCAGUAAGUCGGAUCUGCAGAUUGCCAGCCACUUCGGGUUUCCCGACGAGCUGUGGCCAAUUAUUCAGGUGAUUAACUACGAGACGUUGCUGCAGCUCCGUAUUAACUUGGACACUCGGUUCGCCUAUGUGGUAUACAACGAUCGGCAGCACCUGAUCCAGUACCAGCAGCGGUUCUUACUGAAGCCCAUAAUGCGAUUUAUUUCGGACAACGCAAUUCGACUGUUUGGAGGAUUUGCAGUACGGCCACAGUGGUUCCUGCGGAAACAAUUGAAUACAUACUGCCUUAACAUAGCCAGCAGCGGAGUUCUUAGCCAAGCGCAAAGGCUCGCCGACUACAAAUCCGUACAGGAAGGCUUUCUUCACUUUAUGAUCACGCAAUACUAUAAGGCAAAGCCCCUUGACCUAGACUACUAUAAAAUGCCAAGCAUUUGUCUACUCCUGGGCUAUUUAAUAUCCUUAAUACUUGGCUUAUUUAUGACCUCAAAUACGGCCAUGAAGCUACCCGACGACACACUUUGCAAGUGUAUUUCGACAACGCCCACCACGGCCAAUAACCAGGACCAGUUGCAAGUUACGCGUUGCAUCCAUGUGCGUGCCUCACAACCAUAUCGCAACUCGUUUAUCUUUCGCCCUUCACCAGCCUUAAUUGUUGAUUUCAUGUUUUCAGCGCGACUUUAA
Messenger RNA from Scaptodrosophila lebanonensis, 1869 nucleotides. RefSeq lists its product as uncharacterized. NCBI's taxonomy places the organism in Eukaryota, Metazoa, Arthropoda, Insecta, Diptera, Drosophilidae. The transcript has 2 exons. The coding region runs from base 1 to 1869 and encodes 622 amino acids. The record is from RefSeq and is a predicted model, not a curated record.